AUGGCAGGACCAGAGCAGGCGUGCAUUGCUUUCCAUCUCUCUACUUCUCUCUCACUCGCUCUUGAUGCUUUUGCUGUCAGUCUUUUCGAUAAGUAUGUUAAAAGGAAAAAGCUUGAUCCACUAGAGGCUUAUGUACCUGCUGUUAUAUUGACUGAGUUGCAGAUUAAGGAUUUAGAGAAAAUUCUGGAUGUCGAUCAACCCCAAUUCGCUAACUAUCGAUCUCUGUUACGUUCUGGUCCGGCAGCGUCUCUUCGUGUAAAUAUACGAGCAUGGUCUGAUCCCUCUAAAAUCUUGAAUUUGAGAUUCGACCAUGAAAUCAACUGGACAGUGGACAUUGUUCCUCUAGUGAAAUUCAAGAAGCUUAGAGGUUUUCUAAUUCAAUUGGAUGGUUCAAGCAGAAUCAACAUUGAAGUAGCACAAUAUGCUUCAGAUGCUGGAAAUGGUAACGCUGCUUUCAACAAUGUUGAUCAAUGUCUCAGUGCUUUGGAAGAACUUGAUUCCUUGCUUCUGCAUGCAUCAAGAAAGGAGCCAGAUGCUUCAGUUGAAUCGAUGAAGGUAAAAAUAGGAGUCGCCCUUGCUGCCCUGGAAAGCCUUCUCCAAACUGUCCCUUCUGAUGUGUUAGAUAAAGGGAAGGCUGUUGCGGAUGCUUACAGAACCCCAGAAGAAAAUUCAGAAGCUGAAAUCUUAGACCCAGAAUUGAAACAGUUGGAAUCUAUCUUAUGA
Messenger RNA from Dovyalis caffra, 723 nucleotides. The record is from the annotation of a GenBank genome assembly. NCBI's taxonomy places the organism in Eukaryota, Viridiplantae, Streptophyta, Magnoliopsida, Malpighiales, Salicaceae.